CCUGUAGCCAUUAUUGUACUUUUUUACUUUCUUAAGCAAAGCCCAUGUACAGAAGCAGCGCAAGCCAGUCGGAUGUAAUCACUCAUCAGUGAUUAUCAGAACGACAAAUCCGUUGAGAUCUUUUCUUCUUCGUCACUGCCCUCACUCUUCAAUUCCCCGGAAACACAUUACUCUCUCUCAGACACAUAAAUUGCUACCCGCCGACCUCCUUUUCUCCGGCGACUUUCAGGUGACGCAUUCCGCCGACUUAAGCUCUACUUCUUUCCCUCUGCCGACAUAGGUGCUCGUUUUUUUGCAACUCACAAUUAGCUAGAUUAUUUGUUUUUAAAGCUGGUGGUAGGAAUUGAGGAACUCUCUCUAAAUGCAUGUGACAAUAUAAUUUGUGAAUCAAUCACCUGUGAGGAAAACAUAGGGUUUAUGUCCUGAGAAUUGCCUAUAUAUAUAUAUAUUCUGCAAGACAAUGACUGCGCGUGUAAGGAACCUGUAUGGGAGGUCACAUUUUGAAGAUACAGAUUAUCUGUCCUACUUAGAAAUCAAAUACAGCAGCCCUGAAAGAGGAAGAAGCCCUGAAAGGAGUGACAGUCGUCCUGUUGACGAUGACAAUGAUGAUUUUGACCCUCAGUAUGUCAUGUUUUUAAAUAACACUAAACAGAAAGGAAUCAAUUCAUACCUGACCACACUUGAAGAGAACGGAUUAGUCACAUUUAUUGACUAUGAGAAGGAAGGGAGUUCUAGCGAUGAGUGGGAUGAAAAUGGUAAUCUGUCAAGCAAAGUGAAGAACAGGAAGCAUGAUUCAGAAGGUUCCAAGUUUGAGGAGGAGAUCACGAUCGACGGAGAUUACGGAGAUCAUAAGCGUUAUUUAGAAAAAGGAAACAAUUCAUAUGUGUCUACACUUGAGGAGAACGGAUUACUCACGUUUAUUGACUAUGAGAAGGAAGGGAGUUCUAGCGAUGAGUCGGAUGAAAAUAAUAAUCUCUCAAGCAAAGUGAAGAACAGGAAGCAUGAUUCAGAAGGUUUCAAGUUUGAGGAGGAGAUCACGAUCGACGGAGAUUACAAGCGUUAUUUAAAUAUCAGAUAUGGCAGUCAUCAAGAAGGCGAUGCUGAAAGGGGAUAUAAUUCAGACCAUAAUAAACAUGAUGCAAAUGGCAAUACAGAUUAUGACCCUGACUAUGUCCUGUUUUUAAAAAGCACUAAAGAAAAAGGAAACAAUUCAUACGUGACCACACUUGAAGAGAACGGAUUACUCACGUUUAUUGACUAUGAGAAGGAAGGGAGUUCUAGCGAUGAGUGGGACGAAAAUAAUAGUCUCUCAAGCACAGUGAAGAACAGGGAGUAUGAUUCAGAAGGUUCCAAGUUUGAGGAGGUCAUGAUCGACGGAGAUUACAAGCGUUAUUUAGAAAUCAGAUAUGGCAGUCAUCAAGAAGGUGAUGCUGAAAGGGGAUAUAAUCCAGACCAUAAUAAAGAUGACGCAAAUGGCAAUAAAGAUUAUGACCCUGACUAUGUGAUGUUUUUGAAUAGUAUUAAAUGUGAUGGGGUGUCUUAUGCGACUGCAUUUGAAGCUAAUGGAGUGCGCACGUUCAUAAACUAUGAAAAAGAAGGGAACUGCAGCGCUGAUCGAAAUGACGAUCUCACGUGUGCACUGAAGAAGGGGAGGAAAGGAGAUAAAGUAGAAGGAAACUAUUGGAAGAAUGUGAAGGGGAAAAUGUCAAAUGGUGUGAAGAAGGGUGGCCUGGGAAGUUCUGAUGUUCCAAACACCAAGGAGGAUGAAAUGGUCCAACCAUUUACUCCCCUUCCUAAGGGAGAAAGAGCUAUUCAUAAGAACCAACAGAGGCGUAUUACCCGGAGCAACUCAAUCAAAAUACAGAAAACUUCACAAACCAUACCUGAAGAAAAUUAUGUAGAUAAAGAUUAUGCUCUUCUCCUGCAAGCUAUGAAACUGCACUGUGAAGGGAAUGCAUCGAAGACUGUGUCUCCAAAUAAACAUGCUGUUGAAAAUGAUUAUGAUGAUUCUGGGGAUGAUGAGGUUGUUGAAAUAGAUUAUUCCAAGUUCUCUAAUGCAGGAAGAUCUCAUCCAUUUUCCCCUCAAGUGCAUUACUGUGAGGCAGGAAACGCAUUUGAGCCUGUGUACAAAGACGAGGACUCUGAAUUUAGACAGAAGGUCAUCACUUUCCUCAAGAGACCCUUUGACCAAACGGAAUAUGAAAAGCUUUUGCAUGACGUCAAAGUCCAAAAACCAGUGGAAAGAAAUUUGGAGUUACGGCAUGGGAGAGAUAAGUAUUGCCCGUUAGAUAGGAAUGGAAAAUCUUAUCUUGACUAUUUUGAAGAUUUCAACAACAAAUUUGAACAAGCAAGCUCUAACAAAUAUAAAACGUUGAACAUCUUGCGCGGGUUUUUCUUUUGGCUACAGAAUAUUACUCAGGAAGGAGCAUUCAAGCCUUGGAACGAUCCCACAUGUCUUGCCGUUAUUCCUGGAUUUGGCUAGAUGUUUCACCCUUAACGUAUAAAUAUUUGCGAGGAAAAUGUCGAGUGGCCUUGAAACUGCAAAAGGCUAUUCCUUGUUAUCCCACGCUCCUGUAGUCUUGUGUAUCUGUAAAAAAAGCAAUAAAACUAAUAUGGCCCAAAUCGGUGUUGAUAAGCAUUUGCAGCUAUUUCAUCCAUCGUGUUUGGCUUUUUGUUAAGGAAUUUUAUCAAUUCGGUCGGACAAAUAUGGACCAACACUUGGUAUCAACAAAUUUAAGUAAUAAUAAUAUAUAUAUUGCUACGUAAUAAGUACGGAGUAUUAUUAUAUAAAAUAUAAAUUAACUAUUU
Cuscuta epithymum is the source of this 2808-nucleotide messenger RNA. The record is from the annotation of a GenBank genome assembly. Lineage: Eukaryota; Viridiplantae; Streptophyta; Magnoliopsida; Solanales; Convolvulaceae.